UUAUUUGAUCGUGAAACUGAUUUCGAUAGGGGCAAUAGGUACUUAUAGUAGUCAGGUCAUGCGGAAUUGAUUUAAUUUUAAUACUGCUGGUGUACGAGUAUGUUCGAUUUGUUUUUGCGAUACGUUUCCUGGGUACAUUUGUGUUAAUCGCCAUACUUACACGCAAUAUCAAAUUAUUGAAUGACUGCGAGUUGUUGUUGUUUUAAAAAUUAUUUUAGCCGGUAUGUCGAGCUGGCGUACAGAUAAGGACGUUUGAGCAAAUAAAUUGGAAUUUUCAUUUCGUCUGUAAAUUAAUUCAAUGUUGUUGAAAAUGAAUACUAAGAAGCAAUCAUCUUUUGCAAUUGCUGUGACUGGUAUCCUUUUCUUACAAUAUGUUGGCUCAAUUUUGGCAAAUUCACACACACCACCUCAAAACAACAAUAACCCAACACCGUCCAAUAAUAAGGUAACACGUCCUUUGCCAGGUCCGGAUCUUGAGUGGAAAAUUAUCCGCAAUCGGUCGUGUUUGUACAUUGAUAAAACAAAAUACCUAUGGAAGCUGGUUGUAAAUCAAACAGCAAGAAGGAGACUAAUAACGCGGUCUAGACGUUUCGGGAAAUCAUUGUUUCUGCAGAUGAUGGAGCAAUUUUUCAGAGGGAGAAGUGAGUUAUUCGAGGGAUUAUUUAUUGGAAAAUGGGGAAACAGGAACACAUUCAUACCAUUACCCAAACCUGAUGAUGGAGGUGACUGGAUAGAAUACCCAGUUAUUAAAUUGAAUUUCAAACUUAUAGAAAAAUUCACGACUAUUUACGAAUUUAAGUCAGAGUAUUAUAAAAUCUUAACAGAUAUUGCUAAAUCAUACAAGAUUGAGGAUUUUGAAUCCGGUUAUGGUAGCACUAGAUUACUUAUCUCAGCCUUGUAUUGCAAAUUCAACAGCAUACCUGUAAUUGUUCUCGUGGACGAGUACGAUUAUCCAUACGAAUACGCAAUUUCAAAAAAUAACAUAGAUUUGGCAAAAGAGAUAAGAGAGUUCUUGGAUGACAUAUUUGGCAUUAUAAAAAAUGAAAGUAAAAGGGUCGCAUUUUUAUUCCUUACAGGCGUAUCUAAAUUAACCUUGGCAGUUCUUCAAAGCGGUGCCAAUAAUAUUGUGGAUGAAACUUACAAUCCGGAAUUUGCCGAAGCCUUUGGUUUUACAGAAGAGGAAAUAACAGAGCACAUGCGAGGCCACAUAGAAGAGUUUGCAAAGAGCGAGUCAGUACCUUUCAAAGAUAUCAUGGAUAAAAUGAGAAUAUGGUAUGACGGUUAUCAGUUCGACCCAAAUAAUCGCUCUCAACGGGUAUUUAACCCAGUAUCAACCAUCUCCAACAUAAGAAAUAAAAAAUUUGGAUGCUACUGGAUUCAAACAGGUUCGAUGGAUCCCAUUCCCGGAAUGUUUUACAAAGAGGGGUGGUCGUUAGACGUUCUACUGAAGGGAAUGUCAAUUUCACAAAGUAUCAUCAGCGGGGGGUCAAUUGAAAGUCAAACACCUACCUUAAUAUUGUGGAUGUUUCAUAAUGGCUAUUACACUAUGAACGGGCAGGACUCCUCCGAUGUUAUAGUGAAAAUACCUAACUUCGAAAUUGAAACAGCCAUCAAUACAUCAUUAUUAUCCUAUGACCCCAUAGCGCAAUUACCAUAUGCACACUACUGUUUAAGUGAGCUAUUAUUAUUCAAGAAUAACCUCAGGUAUGGAAACGUUCGCGCAGCUAUGUCUAUUUUACAAAAAAUUGGGUUCCCGGCAUACGCUCAUCCUCUGAAUCAAGAGAUAACGGCAGGCGAAGUCACAAGGAGAUUGACCAUGCUCUUUGAAAUUGCCACCAUAAAACACGAAAACGGAAUGACAUUUAAGAAAAUCGACGGAGAAAAUGAUGAUGGCGGAGACAUCGACAUGUGGACUAAGGACUUGCCUACCAAUUACGCAAUCGAAGUGAAAAUCUCAGCCCUAACGACUGGCAACCUCAACGCUGCGAAGGGUAUGCGACAGUUUUUAGAUUACGUCCGAGAUUACCGAGAUUCCCUGAUGCAAAAACUCGGUAAUCCGACAAGAUUUUUUUUUUUGUCUAUAGCCUUUGAGAUUCCUUCUAAGGUAGGUAAGGCAGGGACCGCCAGCUUGGCGAGCUGGAUUUUUUUACCUGUAAAUAAUUCUGUAAAUAAUUGUGAACUAUUAUAUAAAUGAAAGCCCUGUUUUUUAGA
This is a messenger RNA of Planococcus citri (citrus mealybug), 2211 nucleotides long. RefSeq lists its product as uncharacterized. Lineage: Eukaryota; Metazoa; Arthropoda; Insecta; Hemiptera; Pseudococcidae. The record is from RefSeq and is a predicted model, not a curated record. The transcript is spliced from 3 exons. The coding region runs from base 299 to 2194 and encodes 631 amino acids.